This is a messenger RNA of Zygosaccharomyces rouxii, 1041 nucleotides long. It is a transcript of the gene SUA7, whose product is annotated as transcription factor TFIIB. The transcript has a single exon. Gene Ontology annotation, cellular component: transcription preinitiation complex; nucleus. Gene Ontology annotation, molecular function: TBP-class protein binding; RNA polymerase II general transcription initiation factor activity. The record is from RefSeq and is a predicted model, not a curated record. Bases 1 to 1041 code for a protein of 346 amino acids. Gene Ontology annotation, biological process: transcription preinitiation complex assembly; transcription initiation at RNA polymerase II promoter. Lineage: Eukaryota; Fungi; Ascomycota; Saccharomycetes; Saccharomycetales; Saccharomycetaceae.
AUGUCUUUAUCUGCUGUGGCAACGAUUCGUGAGAGAAGAGGACCUAAUCUGAACAUAGUUUUAACGUGUCCAGAAUGCAAAGUAUAUCCUCCCAAGAUAGUUGAAAGGUUUAGUGAAGGUGAUUGCGUUUGUGCGUUAUGUGGACUUGUUCUCUCAGAUAGGUUGGUUGACACUAGAUCUGAAUGGCGUACAUUUUCCAAUGAUGAUCAGAACGGCGAUGACCCCAGUCGUGUUGGAGAGGCUGCAAACCCAUUAUUAGAUGGAAAUUCGCUUUCAACGAGAAUUGGACAAGGUGAAGGUGGUGAUGCCAGGGCCACAAGGGAUUUGAACAGAGCUCAAAGUAAAAAUGUCUUGGAUAAAAAGGAUAAUGAAAUACAGGCUAUUUUUAUCAAAAUUACCAUGUUAUGCGAUGUUGCAGAAUUACCCAAGAUUGUCAAGGAUAGUGCUAAGGAAAUUUACAAAUUGUGCUAUGAUUCUAGAGCUCUCAAGGGUAAAUCUAUGGAAUCAGUCAUAGCGGCAGCUAUUUUACUGGGUUGCAGACGUGCCAAAGUGGCAAGAACUCUAACAGAGGUACAGUCGAUGAUUCAUGUUAGGAGAAAAGAAUUUUCUAAAUCGCUAAAACUAAUGAGUUCAAUUUUGAUGGAAAAAUCUGCCGAUGGUAUCAUUAAGAUUGACAGGGGUGAUAUGAAUGGUGCCACCAACUUGUCUUAUAUACCAAGGUUUUGCUCUCAUUUAGGUCUGCCGAUGCAACUGACAACUGCAUCAGAAUACACUGCUGGUAAGUGUAAAGAAAUUGAAGAAAUUGCUGGUAAAAGUCCAAUUACCAUUGCUGUUGUUGCAAUUUUUUUCAACGUAUUACUUUUUAAAAUACCAUUAACAGCAUCAAGAAUUGCAAAGGUUUUACAGGUUACGGAAGGUACAAUUAAAUCGGGUUACAGGAGUCUUUACGAACAUAGGGAUCAAAUGGUUGAUCCUCAGUUGUUGAAAAGCGGAACCGUUUCGCUUGAUAAUUUGGAAAAAUUGGAUAAGAAAAGGGAUUAA